CUUUGGGCAAUAUCGGACAGGUGACCACUCGUGUAAAAGAGAUUCUGCUGAGAUCCAUAAGAAGUGAUGUGCCAGCAGUGCGUAUAGAAGCCUGUCACUGUAUCGCCACUCUACGCCUGUGUGAUACGGAUGUUCAGAGUGCACUACAGGAUCAGCUGGUCCUGGAAUCUAACGAAUUUGUGAAAAGGUGAGUUUGUCCACAUAAUGCCUUAAAAUAAUGGGUGACUUAACCAUGCAUGAAUAAGAAUUUAUAUGUAUACUUUACACAUUUUAUUCUUAAAUAUUUGCAAAUGUGACCAGAUUAUGCAUUACUCCUGCAGUUUUAAGGUGGAAUUACAUAUUCUUUGUCUAUUUAGAGAGGUGAACCAAACGCUGACUGCCUUCAACAUAAAGAAUGAAGGAAAUCAGCAAAUGAGGUCAUUGAUCCAACAGGAGGUAUGUAUGGGUUGUCUUGGGAACACUAAAGGUAGACAGAAAGUCAAAUGUUGUAAGCAAUGGAUUUUGGCUACAGUUGUACAAUGCUUAAAAAAAAAAAAAAAAAAGAAAAAAGAAAUUGCUAGAAUUCUGUAAAAACAUUAUUAAACCAAACUGAUCUGGUUGUGUGUAUCACAGAUGUCAAGGCUUUGCCAAGAGGAAGUGUUGAUUCCAAAGGUUUUGAAACUGGACGAGUCUCUGGAAGAAGGACCACAGAAGACUGGACUGCUAAUAGACAAGACCCAGAUGGACCCAAAAGGUUUUAUAGAGUAA
Molecule: messenger RNA, 747 nt
Organism: Pelobates cultripes (western spadefoot toad)
Lineage: Eukaryota; Metazoa; Chordata; Amphibia; Anura; Pelobatidae
Source: the annotation of a GenBank genome assembly